AUGCCUUUUCGUUGCAAGUGUGGAAGAACGUUUGAAAAGACCGACACCUUUGCCUCACACACAUCGGCGUGUGCUCCGUUCCAUCAACGGCGUAUCUCGCCCUCGUCCUCGUCCAACGCGACUGCCAACGGCACUGUUGACAUGGCGUCGUCCAUGCCGAGCUACUUUAUGCCGACCGGUCUGUCGCUACAGCAUGCGUUUGAAGGCGCCAGAAGGCGGUCCAUGUCGUACGGUAGCACCAAUGCCUCACUGAAAUAA
Zychaea mexicana is the source of this 258-nucleotide messenger RNA. RefSeq lists its product as uncharacterized. The transcript is spliced from 2 exons. The coding region runs from base 1 to 258 and encodes 85 amino acids. The record is from RefSeq and is a predicted model, not a curated record. Lineage: Eukaryota; Fungi; Mucoromycota; Mucoromycetes; Mucorales; Lichtheimiaceae.